Molecule: messenger RNA, 1356 nt
Organism: Phialemonium atrogriseum
Lineage: Eukaryota; Fungi; Ascomycota; Sordariomycetes; Cephalothecales; Cephalothecaceae
Exons: 3
Coding region: 1-1356 (451 amino acids)
Source: RefSeq, a predicted model, not a curated record
AUGAAACUGGGGACAUUACAGGCCGCCUGCGGCGCGGCCGCGCUUUUCCUGUCUGCUCAGCCGGCUGCUGCAACUCACUCCCACCGCCAUGCCCACAGUCGCCUUGGGAAGAAGCACACACAUGGCCAUGGACAGAGCUUCGUGGAGCUGGUUGGCGCACCAAAGGCCGUCGAGAAGCGCACCACCUGCUCCCUCCCAGAUCACCCAGACUUGGUUAGGAUCGCCGGCGCCGACAACAACGGCUUUGCAAUGAGCCCAGAUCAAACUUGUGACUCGGGCAAAUACUGCCCCUUUGCUUGUGUGCCGGGGAAGGUGAUGGCGCAGUGGGAGCCUAAUUCGACAUAUGCCUACCCGCAAUCCAUGAACGGUGGUCUAUAUUGCGACGGGGGAGUCCCCAAGAAGCCGUUCCCCGAUUCUCCAUACUGUGUCGAUGGCACAGGUGCCAUCCAGGCUACGAACAAGUGCGGCAAAGUCGUCUCUUUCUGCCAGACAGUCCUUCCCGGGAACGAGGCCAUGCUUAUCCCGACGGAUGUCUCAACCACCGAGGUCAUUGCCGUGCCUGGACCGUCUUAUUGGGCGAGCACAGCGGCCCACUAUUACAUCAACCCUCCAGGAGUGUCGUCAUCUGAGGGAUGUGUCUGGGGUGAUCCGAGCAAACCUAUCGGCAACUGGAGUCCGUAUGUCGCCGGGGCCAACACUGAUGGGUCUGGGCAGACCUUCGUCAAGAUCGCGUGGAAUCCCAUCUGGACCGGUUCAGAUCUGUCUCGGACGAAGCCGAGCUUUGGGGUUAAGAUCGAGUGCAACGGUGGUGGCUGCAAUGGACUCCCCUGCUCGAUCGAUCCAUCCACGGAUGGCAUUGGUGGACUGACCAGCCCAGUCUCCACCCAGGGAGUAGGCGGCGCUCAAUUCUGUGUGGUCACGGUUCCAAGGGGUGAAAGCGCCAAUAUCGUGGUAUUCAACACGGACGGCUCGGGCGGCGAGCCGGACACCACCUCGUCGCCACCCUCCUCGUCAUCGCCUCCUCCACCUGCCACUUCGUCAUCAAGCGAGCCGAAGCCCUCGUAUGCCAAGGUUUCGUCGUCUUGGAGCAGUUCGUUCUCCUCGGGUGUUCCAGCGCUCCCGUCAAGCGCGAAUUUCCCGACCGUGUUGCCCGGUGUCUUCCACGAAAACAUGACACACAGCUCAGGCAGCCCGGUGAGAUCUUCGCCUACCGUUACGUGGCCCCCGUCGUCGAGUGUCACUGGUCCGGCAGCCCCUGCCAUCACAACGUCCAAGAAUGAUGGUGCCGCAGACCAGGGUGGUGUAGCCAUUGCCGGCUUGAUCGUUGCUCUCGUUGCAGCUGCGGCGCUGUACUAG